This is a messenger RNA of Larimichthys crocea (large yellow croaker), 6977 nucleotides long. RefSeq names its product FERM domain containing 3 (gene frmd3). Gene Ontology annotation, biological process: actomyosin structure organization. Gene Ontology annotation, molecular function: cytoskeletal protein binding. Bases 295 to 2214 code for a protein of 639 amino acids. The transcript has 17 exons. NCBI's taxonomy places the organism in Eukaryota, Metazoa, Chordata, Actinopteri, Sciaenidae. Gene Ontology annotation, cellular component: cytoskeleton. The record is from RefSeq and is a predicted model, not a curated record.
GAAGGGGAAAAGCCAUCCACCCUCCUGUAGAUCCAUCAGUAGGCAGGCAGGAGACGGAUGCAAGCUCUCCUCCCUCCCGCUCUGUUGCAUCCAUUCUCUUGUCCAUCCAUCCACCCAUUUCUCCAUCCACCCAAUCCACCCAUUCACUCCCAAGGGCGUCACACUUGGGUGACAAGACCCGGCUGAAAGGCGCAUACAUGCAUGCCUGUGUAUGCGUGUGUCCUCAGUGUAUGUGCGUCUGCUCUUGCCCGUGGAUCCGCUGACAUGAGGAGCUGAAACAGAACCGACAGGAGGAUGAAAAUGCUCCGGUUUCGCAGCCCCAGCAUCCGCUCCUUGGACCAGGAGGUCCUCUGCACGAUCCGGUUACUGGACGACUCCGAGAUCUCCUGCAGCAUCCAGAGAGAUACUAAAGGCCAGUUCCUGCUGGACCAUGUGUGUAACCACUACAACCUACUUGAGAAAGACUACUUUGGUAUUCGAUAUGUGGACCCCGAGAAACAGAGGCACUGGCUGGAGCCCAAUAAGCCCGUGGUGAGGCAGAUGAAGUCAGCCCAGCAGCCGUACACGAUGUGUUUCCGGGUCAAGUUUUAUCCCAGCGAGCCAAUGAAGAUCAAGGAGGAGCUCACCAGGUAUCUCCUGUACCUCCAGCUGAAGAGAGACAUCUACCACGGCCGUCUCCUCUGUCCUUUUGCUGAAGCUGCAUAUCUGGGAGCCUGCAUCGUACAGGCUGAGCUCGGGGACUACGACCCAGAAGAGCACCCAUCAGACUACAUCCGAGACUUCAAGCUGUUCCCUAAACAAUCCCUCAAACUGGAGAGGAAGAUUAUAGAAAUACACAAGAACGAGCUCAGGGGCCAGUGUGCUGCAUUAGCAGAGUGGAACAUGCUCCAAAGGGCUCACAGCCUCGAAACAUAUGGAGUUGACCCUCACCCAUGCAAGGAUUUCACAGGCUCCACAGCCUUUCUCGGGUUCACAGCCACAGGGUUUGUGGUCUUCCAGGGAAACAAGAGGAUCCACCUCCUCAAAUGGGCUGAUGUUAGCAAACUGAAGUUUGAAGGGAAAACCUUUUACGUGAUCGGGAUUCAGAAAGAGAUCUCCUUAACAGGCAGGAUUCACUGUAACAGGAUGUCAUCACUGAAGAAACUGGUGUUGACAUUUCACACCUCGACCCCUGCAGCGUGCAAGCAUUUAUGGAAGUGCGGGGUGGAGAACCAAGCCUUUUACAAGUGUGCAAAGUCAAGUCAGAUAAAGACAGUUUCCAGCAGUAACAUCUUCUUCAAAGGCAGCAGGUUCAGAUACAGCGGAAGAGUAGCCAAGGAGGUGAUAGAAGCCAGCUCUAAGAUUCAGAGAGAGCCGCCAGAGGUGCGCAGAGCCCAGUUUGGUCAGAGCAGAAGUUUUAACUCCCUGAGCCAUAAAAACCUCAUCAUGAACAUGGAACCGCUGGUACCUGCACUGCCCUCCACCAACGAGUACGAAGAGACGGCCACAGACAACGGUGUUGUUGCUGUGAAAGACUCUGUCCCCUUGUCCCCUCUCAAACCUCCAGCCACACCUGCAGACACAGAGCAACAAGGUACUGAAGGAAGAAACUCUGCUUUAGGCAACGACCUGCAGCCUCCACGUGUUUCCAUGGAAACCUCAAAUCUCCGACCUCAGACACCCAAAGCUGAAGAUGAAGUGGAAGAAGACGACGAGGCCAGUGGACCACUCACCAUUUCUGAGCUCGUCUACAGCCCCUGUGCCAGCAUGCUGCCCACCCCAGUGGAUGACAGUCAAGGAGGCGUCGACUUGCUCUUCUCCUCUCCGGUCCAGAGCCCUGCCAGGCUGCUGAGGGAGCUUCAUGCUGACCCGGACAUCCAGGCCCAGCUGGAGGCUGAAAGAGAGCGAGACCGGGCCUAUGAACGCACCCGAAUGGCUGCGAGAAGUCGAGUGGGUGGAGUACUGAGCAGCAGCCUGCGCCUACUGUCAUCCAAUGAGAGGGUCAAUGCAUGUCUGCUGAGUGUGGCCCGCUUGGUUGCCGUGGUAAUGGGCGUCCUGCUCGUCACUGUGCCCACACUGCUGCUACUGCUGGAGUCAGACAUCGACGUGUCGUUCCUCCACGAGAUCCGCCAGACGCCGGAGUUUGAGCAGUUUCACUACGAGUACUACUGCCCGCUUCGACGCUGGAUCCUGUGUAGGAUCAGCAUGGCCAUGGAGAACCUCUGGUCUGACUGAAGAGGACAAGGAGGGGAAGAAAAAGGAGAGAGUGUCUGUCUUAACACGUGAUUUAAUCCUAUAUUCAGUCUUAACUGGUGUCUCUUGAGACAGAAGAACCAGUCUGCCAAUGGGAUGAAAUGAUUUUACUUGUUUAAGAGGGCUCACAGUAGGUUGUAUGAAAAAGAUGCCUCAGAUGAAAACAUUAUUUCUGACUGAAUUAUACCCAAAAAAGUAGAUUUAUUUCGCCUCUUUGGCAGCAUAAUUUACUGUCUUGAAAAUAGAGAGAUAAGAGAGAAAUAAAAAUUAAUCAUAGGAUCCAAUCACUUGUUAAGAUAGACACUUUUGGCAGUGAUGCACUGAAAAAGAAAGAGAACAAGAAAUGCUGCAAGUGCUCGAGGAAGAACCUGUGGAAGAAGAGAGAGGAAGCCAUGGACAGAAAAAAAAAGAUUGAGAGAUGGAAAAAAGUGUUUGGUUUGGUUUAAAUAAAUGUUUUAAUGGUCUGUUUGCUCCUGAUGCUGACAAGCUGAUGCAAUGACUCUUUGGUAAAUAUCACCAACCAUUCUGAUUGGUUCUCGCCCUCAGAGCUGAGCACCUGAUUGGUCACAGAGCCUGCCAGUCAUGACGGAGUGGUUGGGGACAGAUGGAGAAAUGAUUGAUUUGUCAUUGAACGCAACAAUAGCCACAGUCAGAGGUACAUUAUAUAUAUAUUUAAAAAAAAACAAAAGAGAAAUAUUGAUGAUUAAUACCAAUCUUAAAUAAGUUGUUUUUAACGUUUUGUACAUUUUUAUGUGAUCCAGAACUUUCAGGAAUUUUUCAGUCAGAGGAUCUACUUUGAGCUUAUUUUGAAAUUAAGAGUUUACAAAAGAUUACAAAAAAAAAAAAGCAAAUUUAUUGAAGUUUAUCGGGGGUGAUGGGUGUUGAAAAAUUUAAGCUAUUUUUUAAGACUACCGUCAGAGUUUGUUGACUCGGUAGCACCCUGGGUUUUUCCUACAGAGGCUAUAGCACAAAUCUUUUACACAGACCACAGAUUACAACUGUUUCAGAUUAUGUGAUGUCAUUUUGGAAACAAGAGGGCUGCAGGCAGGAGAGAAGUUUCAGGCUGUUUGUGAUGAUAAGUCUUGUGCGUUUUGUUGAACUUCUAAACGUCUUCUGAACUAAAUGUUAGCUCACUAAUUGAGGCUAUUUGUGCAUCUUUUCGGUGUGUUUGAAGAUUUUUUGAACAUUAAACAUAUAGAGAAUGAAGGUUGUUUGUAGGGAUAAGAGUUACUGUGGGAGUAUUACGGUAAUCUGGGGGUCUUUUGUUAGUCAGUGGCGUGGAGCUUUGUAUAUGUUUCGCUGAGAUUUGAAGCGAUAGGAAGGUACCCAGAGGACAAAGUGUGUACAGUCCAACUAUACUGCUGACACAUGAUGGGACGUGAUGCGUUUAAUGGUCUAAAUUUCUCACACAGGUCGUUCUCUGGUCGUUGAUGUCAGACUGAACGAACAUGGUACAAGUGCAGUUGCAGGUAUUUAACCUAAAGAAGCAGAUCAGCCACAAAAUCACAUUAGAAAUGAGUUGUAGAAAUUUCUAAGAGGAUCUGUGAUGACAUCAUGUUGAGCAUCCUGUUUAUCAUUUGAAUGAUUGCACAGACUUCAUGAUGGUAUUUUCUUAUUUCAAUGACAGUGACCAACAACUUAUCAGGAGUUGUCAAUGGGGAAGAUGUUUAACCGUUGAGUUUGAGUAGAUUUAAAGCUGUGUGCAUUCACUGCUGAUAUGGUUGAGGUUCCCAAAAAGUCUGGAGCCACGGAGUCAAAGAUAAACUAUAUAUAUACACUAUAUAUACAAGGUUAAAAGAGAGAAUGUAUAAUUAAAAAAACUAUAUUUGGUACAAUUAGAGCAAGGACUGAACUGUAGAUUCUGACUUUAGGUUCAGUCCGUUUGUGUCAAAAUCUUUGAAUAGACAAGGUUUAAUAAUGUAACUUGGCUCCUCCUGUAGCCCUGAUGAGAAAUGCAUCAGUCACUUUUGGGAACUUACAGCCAUCACCGCGUGAUUGUUCAUCGUUUAGACAGUGCCUGUCAGUUAUAGUACAAAGUGGCUCUGAAUGGAGGACAGAGAAGUACAGCGAUGAGAAAUGACUUCAGAUCAAAUGAAAACAGAUGUUUUAUUUAAAAAAAAAAAAAAAAAAAAAAGUUGUGUUCAAAAUUAUGUUUGAGUUGGAUCAACUUCUCAGGAAAGGGUAUUAUUAGCAGUUCAAAAUACAUAUAUAUGUCUAAAGAAAAAAUGAAAACAAAAAUGCAUCUAAUCACAGCAUACAUCAUAUAGUUUAUCCAUAACAUUCAUACAUGUCUUGCUAUUAUGCUGUUAUGAAUAUCCAAACCUUCUAUGUAUUUAUGAGUCUGUAGCUCGACAUAGAUAUGGCUGCAGACUGACUGUGUUGUUGUAGCCUCGUUUGACUCACCUACGUAUGCAUCCAUGUCAUUCUAAUGAAAAUGUUACCCUUUACUGUUGAGAGCUAGUAAAAUCGCAUUUUUUGGCCGCCAUAGCUGGACCUUCAUAUUUCUUUAUGGCAGAGCAGACACUGAGAUCUCACACAGUGUUCAGGCUGAACUACUGCUUUAUUUUUCAGAAAUCAUUCUCCAUAGUCUUUGGCUGCUUACAGAGGCCUCUGCAGCGCACAUCACCAUCACCCUCUCAUUAUAAUCGAUCAAAUGUUUCUGCUUCAUGUUACCAGCUGUGUUGUCAUGUAAACUCUGUAGACUUUAUGCAUUAACAAGCUUUAUGCAUAUAGAAAAUAUGCAGUAACGACAGAAACACGCUUAUCUGAGACAAAGCAUUUAUUUUCCUACUACAGUACAUGCACUGAGUUUCCAUGUUGAAACCAAGCGAAGGGCCAAACCACUAUGAUGACAACUUAUAACAUCACAGACGCUGAGAUAAUAACGGCUUCACUGUAGUGGAUGAAGCUGAUCUGUAUGCACUGCUAAAUGAUCACCAUCAUCCCAUGUUAGGUAACAGAGGGGGAUUUCAUCAUGACCUGUCAUCCUGUCUUCACGUGUAGCUGUUGCUCCUCCAUGUGCACCAAGAUGCUUCAGUGAUUCGCUGUAGAUUUAAAAUAAGGACACUCUGUAUAGGCUUCAUGUACACAGCUGUACAGACAUAGUUUAUCCCCAGCUUUGGCCCUUUAUUUCUGUGCUUCAUCCCUGCUCUUAACUAACCUCACCUCCUUUUGCGGACCUCUUAAUGCAAAUUGCAUGACCUCAUCUGUAAAUACUCUGUUUAUAGCUGUGGCAACAAAACAAAACAAAACAAAAAAAAAGAUUUCCUUUCUUUCUUCCCUCUGCGUGUCUUGUUUGUGUAAAGCGAUCUAGAUAUAGGCUUGGCUGUCUUGACCAUCUUAGAUGAAUGCAUGUUUUCUGUGUUUUUACCAAGACGAGGAAGAGAAGAAGAGUUUGAGACAUUAAAAAGGCUUUUCUCUCAAUCAAAUUUAGGCAUUUAAAAAAAACACACACACAUCAUGCAGUGUGCUUUGGGCUUCAUUUUUCAAGGCUGAAUACAUGUGGAUGCUAAUUCAAAACCAAAUUUUGUCUGUUUAAAUUAUGUCUCAGCACAAAAAAAAAAACAUUCUCGAUGGCUGCUUGGAAAAGAUCCUUUAAAAAAGAGCAGCACUAAAAUAUUUGACUAGUUAGCUUCGUUGUGCAUUUAGUGUGUGUGCGUGUGUGUGUGUGUGUGUGUGUAUAAAUCAUUAAAGCCAGACACUAAACACUAACACCUAACCUCAUUGCAAAUGGAGCAUGCUAUUAACUGAAUCGAUUGAAUCCAGAAACAUUACUUGUUUUGUUUUUUUAAAAUGACACUGAAGCGAGUGGAUGGAAAGUCCAAAUACACCUCAACUCAUUGCAAACAACAAAAGGCCUUUCAGUUCUGUGAUGAAACAGAUCUUUGGCCCCGUAUGACACUGUAGCAUUAUAUUAGUUUGUAGCUCAUUUAUCAGUUUAGCAGCCUUUAUGAGUUUAAAAGGGAAUUUUAACCCCUUUGAGAUUUAGCUCUUGUUUUGAGCUACUGAACUUCAGUUCCUGUGUUUUUACAGACAGCAUAUAGACGGACCGAGAGUACGACGUUUGUCGCCUGUACUGUGAUAAAAACAUCAUUAAGAUCACACACCAGUUGAUGUCAUAUCUGAGGUAUUACUUCAUACAAAUCCAGAAGUUUCUGACAUGAGUCAAGUAUUUACAAACCUUAAAUUUAAUUACCUUUAAGAAAAAUAAAACCAACAACCGACGUGGAAGUCAAAACCUAACACACAAAUAUUGCUUUUAAUUAAUUUAUUUAAGAUUUGAAAUAUUUGAACUCAGGUCUACUAUAUGCAAAACUAUUGGACAUCACAUGGUAUAAGAGAAAUAUAAGCUGUUGUUUAGUGUAUUAUUUCAGUGUUGCGUGAGCAUGUACAGUAGCAGAUUCUCUUGCACGGUCACUUUGUUGUUUUUGAAUGUUAGUCAAACUGAUUGUUUUGUUGUUUUAUUGGUUCGUCAAAUUAUUUAUUAUUUAUUUAUAAUUAGUUAUUGUUUUGUUUGUCAUUCAGUUUCUUUUAAAUAGAAACUCUGGGAGAUUUAAUUUCAGAAGAAUCAAAAAAAAAAAAAGAAGAAAUCCCUUAGUCAUGACCCCCUCUCUUCUGGGACAACCAAGCCUUAUGAACUUUGUGAAGUGAAAAUUUUGAAUGUUUAUAUGUUAUAAAAGAAAACAUGGAUUGUUUUAUAUGUUAAUACUGCCACAAUAAAGCUCCCUAAUGAAUAUACAUUGAAA